AUGUCGGUACUUGCCAGUGCGCACUUCAAGCUCACCGCGGAGCGACCAAAGCUCGUGUUCAAGUCUACGCCCAAGAACGAGCGGUUGCUGGCCAACUGCGUGCACCUCGUCAAGAAGAAGUUCUACCCGCUGUGGUAUCUGUUCAACGGCCACUUGCAGACGCUGCAGUUGUCCUGGGCAAAUGAGAUGGAGCCCACGCCCGCCAUCGCCUACGAGCGCCAGUUGCUGGAUAUGCCCGACGGCGGAGUAGUGUCCUUGGAUUGGGCGCUAUUGCCGUCGACUACCACGAAGGAUACCAAGGAAUCGCUGGAGGAGCGCGUUGACAGCAACAAGAAGACCGUGCUGAUUCUACCAGGUCUGACGGGUGGCAGCGGCGAACAUUACAUUCGCAGCGCCGUCGAGCGACUGAACGCCUUGGGCUGGCAGUGCGUGGUGUUAAACUCGCGAGGAUGCCAGAACACUCCGCUCCGGACCCCGCGUUUGUUCUGCAUCGCGUAUACGGACGACUUGCGCUACGUGGCUCGAUACCUCGCGGACAAGUACAACUUCGCCGACGAGGCUUUCGUCGGACUGGGGUUCUCCAUGGGCUCGAACGUGCUGGUGAAGUAUCUGGGCGAAGACGGGGAUCAGGCGCGACUGACUGCAGCGAUCUCAGUCGGGAACCCGUUCAACAUGCCCAAGUGCUCGGAGAACAUUGAGGGGCCGCUCUUCAACCGCCUGACGUACAGCCGCGUGCUGAGCGCAGGACUGCGCGACCUCUUCUUUAACCGCAGCAACGCACAUGAGGUGUUCCGCGACUAUCCGGGCAUCGAUGUGGAGGCGCUCAAGAAGGUCACGAAGGUGUCGGAGUUUGACGAGCUGUUCACGAUCAAGCACUUCAACUAUAAGAGCGUGGACGAGUUCUACCAGGACGGGUCGUGCGUCACGCGGCUGCCCAAGGUCACGGUGCCUCUGCUGUGCCUUAAUGCCGAGGAUGAUCCCAUCAGCGUGGCCACCUCGCUGCCAACGAAGGAGGAGGUCGAGGCUAACGAGAACAUUAUCCUUUGCACGACCAAGAGCGGCGGUCACCUCGCAUUCUACGAGGGAAACUACGACGAAGGCGAAGAGGAGAACGUUAAGGCCCAGGAAACCAAGCCCAAGCUGCGCCCAUGGUCCGUCAAAGUCAUCGGUGAGUUUGCGGAGAGCGUUCUCCAGUGCAAGCAGGUGGAGAAAGCCCUAUCGUAA
This is a messenger RNA of Phytophthora sojae, 1224 nucleotides long. RefSeq lists its product as hypothetical. Bases 1 to 1224 code for a protein of 407 amino acids. Gene Ontology annotation, molecular function: short-chain carboxylesterase activity; monoacylglycerol lipase activity. The record is from RefSeq and is a predicted model, not a curated record. The transcript has a single exon. Lineage: Eukaryota; Oomycota; Peronosporomycetes; Peronosporales; Peronosporaceae.